Messenger RNA from Ylistrum balloti, 1977 nucleotides. RefSeq names its product protein pygopus-like. The transcript is spliced from 3 exons. Lineage: Eukaryota; Metazoa; Mollusca; Bivalvia; Pectinida; Pectinidae. The coding region runs from base 1 to 1977 and encodes 658 amino acids. The record is from RefSeq and is a predicted model, not a curated record.
AUGAAGAUGAAUACGUUUUUCAACAAAUCCUUUCUCCUACUUUGCCAUGUAAUCUUGUUAGUGUCUGCUGGAGGAAGUUCUGAAAUGAUGAAGAAAAUGAUGGGAGGAAAAAUGAUGGGAAUGCCAGCAAUGCCGAAAUCUAUGGAAGGUAUGUCUGCUGGUAUGAUGAUGUCCAUGUCUAAUCCAAUGAUGCCAAUGGGAGCAAUGCCAAUGGGUAGUAUGCCGGUGAGCAUGGGAAUGAAGCCAAUGGGCGGUAUGGGAGGAAUGCCUGCUGGUGGAAAUCCUUCUGGAAUGAAACCUGCAGGUCCGGCUCCUGACGAAAUGGAAGGAAUGGGUGCAGGCGAAGAGGCUGGAGCAGCAGCUAGUGCCCAGAAAGGAGGCAGCAUGACGAACAAUGUCAUGAUGAUGAUGGCUCCAAUGGGCGGCGGCAUGGGUGGAAUGGGCAUGAUGCCAGGGGCAAUGUCUCCGAUGAUGAAAUACAUGAUGAAAAAUAGGAUGAUGAUGAUGGGCGGUAUGGCAAUGAGACCCAUGGGAAGUAUGUCCAUGGGUGGCAUGAAACCGAUGUACAUGAAACCUACCGGAGGUAUGCCAAUGGGAGGUAUGAUGUCAGGUAUGCCAAUGGGUGGCAUGAAACCGAUGGGCAUGAAACCUACCGGAGGUAUGCCAAUGGGAGGUAUGCCAAUGGGUGGCAUGAAACCGAUGUACAUGAAACCUACCGGAGAUAUGCCAAUGGGAGGUAUGCCAAUGGGAGGUAUGCCGAAGGGAGGUAUGCCAAUGGGUGGCAUGAAAUCGAUGGGAGGUAUGCCAAUGGGAGGUAUGCCAAUGGGUGGCAUGAAGUCGAUGGGAGGUAUGCCAAUGGGUGGCAUGAAACCGAUGGGCAUGAAACCUAUGGGAGGUAUGUCAGGUAUGCCUAUGGGUGGAAUGAAACCGAUGGGUAUGAAACCUAUGGAAGGUAUGAUGUCAGGUAUGCCUAGUGGUGGAAUGAAACCAAUGGGCAUGAAACCUAUGGGAGGUAUGAUGGGUGGUAUGCCAAUGGAAGGAAUGAUGGGUGGUAUGCCAAUGGGAGGAAUGAUGGGUGGUAUGCCUAUGGAAGGAAUGAAACCUAUGGGUAUGAAACCUAUGGGAGGUAUGAUGUCAGGUAUGCCUAUGGGUGGAAUGGAACCAAUGGGCAUGAAACCUAUGGGAGGUAUGAUGUCAGUUAUGCCUAUGGGUGGCAUGAAACCGAUGGGCAUGAAACCUAUGGGAGGUAUGAUGUCAGGUAUGCCUAUGGGUGGAAUGAAGCCGAUGGGCAUGAAACCUAUGGAAGGUAUGAUGGGUGGUAUGCCUAUGGAAGGAAUGAAACCGAUGGGUAUGAAACCUAUGGGAGGUAUGAUGGGUGGAAUGCCAAUGGAAGGAAUGAUGGGUGGUAUGCCAAUGGGAGGAAUGAUGGGUGGUAUGCCUAUGGGUGGAAUGAAACCGAUGGGUAUGAAACCUAUGGGAGGUAUGAUGGGUGGUAUGCCAAUGGAAGGAAUGAUGGGUGGUAUGCCGAUGGGAGGAAUGAUGGGUGGUAUGCCUAUGGAAGGAAUGAUGGGUGGUAUGCCUAUGGAAGGUAUGCCUAUGGGAGGUAUGAAAUCAAGUGGUAUGGAACCUAUGAAAGGCAUGAUGGGUGGUAUGCCUAAGGAAGGUAUGAAACCUAUGUCACCCAUGCCGUCGAAUUCGAAACUCUCAAAAAAAAGGACAUCGCCAUCUGUCAAACUAAGUAAAAAGUGGAAUCCAUCAGACUUGUACACUCUUUGCCAAGACCUAUUACUCCACGCCCGACGAUCACGUGCCCAUGACAAUGCCGCUUGUUUGACCCUUCAAGUCAACACAGGACGUUUUACUGGUCAGUGCUUCUGUCGGUCACCGCCUAACACGAACCUUAACGAUCUACUGUCCUCUACCCUGUUGGCAGUUGUGAAUGAUGCUCGCCUUGCCUGUCUAAACAGAAGAAUUUGA